AGACAAGGCCGAGAUCAGUAACCACAUCCGGGACCGCGAGCAAGCCCUGAGCCAGAAGAUGACUCUGUCCAAGAGAAAGAUCAUGUACAUGGGCGGCUUCGAGGAGAUCUCGGGCACCCACGCCCUCUUCCUGCCGAAGGGCGAGAACUACAUGGAACUUCCUUCGCCGUUGCAGGUCUACGUAGUGCACGACAACGUGGAGGUUUAUCCCGACGACCAGUACGAGGAGCUGCAGCGAAGGAACUACGCCGACCUGGACGGACCCGCCUACAGGUUCUGCGUCGAGUACUCCAAGAGACACAUCGGAUACGUGCGCCUCCGCUGCGCCGACAUCAUCCCGGGCGUCUCCCGCAACAACACCUACGAGGACAUCUACGCCUUCAUGCCCCCCGUGGACGAGACGAAGCCCGACCCCGUGGUGGACAUGAGGCCCCUGCGAAGGAGCUCCGUGGUGUCCCCUGACGAGGACGACCUUUCCCUCACCAGGCAGGAGGAUCGGCCCUUCUUGCAGCACGUCUCGUCGAUCGAAGAGGGGGACGAGGACGAAGAGAAAAGGGAAGACAAGGAAUCGGAGGAGGGCGAAGAGGAGGAGGAUGGGGAGGAGGAGGAUGGGGAGGAGGAGGACAGCUUCGACGGGGAGCCCAUGAGGCCUCCCACGCACCUCCUGGGCCGUCGGCCGAGUGGGGUUAUGCCGCUCAAUUACCCGACGGGAAGGCUCUCCAAGCAGAACCCGCCGAAGAGGCCCAACGGCAUCAUCAAGACCGGGAUUCUGACCAAGAGGGCCCCCCCCAACCCGAAGCCCGGCCCUCGGCUGCUGACGGAGCGGCGCCCCAGCGGGGUGUUCCCCAAGAUGAACCCGAACAUGGACCGCUUCAAGAUCACGUCGGAGCAGCACAGGAAACUUCAGAGCAGCGGCGACAACUUCAGUGCGCUGAAGCGGAUUCUGGCGGGGAUCGAGGAGGGCAGCGAAGAGGACGACGAGGACGACUCGCAGAGUGAGAAAAGCAGCCUGAGCGACGUCAAGGCGCACCAGGAGGCUCCCGCGAUUGAAGACAUCCCCGACAAGGGAGCCGAAGAGGCAGCCGCGGAGAAGCCGAAGGAAGAGGUCAGGUUGCACGCCUCGAUCAACACCGGCUGCUUCAUGAACUGCAAGAUUCGGCUGCGCGUGGAAAACGACGCAUACGGGAUCAAGGCGCGCAGCGAACUCAGGACUUACUUCUCCUCCGAGAGAUACAUGGAGUGCUUUGAAGAGGAUUUCGACACCCUGGCUAAGAUUAUUGGGAAGGAGCACCUAGUGGACUCCAGCCAAGUGCAAAUGCCAGCGAUCCUUGCCAGUGAACUAAUGAUUGAUGGGAUCGGUCCCAAGUUCAACACCGAGUUCAUCCCCACAAUCCUGCACAAGGAAUGGCCUCGCUGCGCCUUCGAGUGGAAGCUCCGGGACCGCAAGCCGAGGGCCGACCCGACCACGAAGACCCUAUACAGAUGGCCCAAGUACUCGACCAUCAACGAAGUCGUGAACAGCGGCUGCAACCUCGUCCCCAUCGGCCACUACAGGCCCUCGCAACCCAACGUCGUCAUGAAGAUGGAGUGGCAGAUUCAGUUCAACAAGGCCGAACAGAUCCUCCUGAGGAGUCUCGGCCACUCGCAGAUCCGCCUGCUCCUCUUGGUCGAGUUCCUACUGCGGGACCACCUGCAGGAAAUCCCCGGCCUCAGGACACAGCAUCUCCGGUUCAUCUUGUACUGGAUGUGUGAGCACAACUUCCGGGACUGGCAGGAGGAGAGGCUCGGCAACAAACUCAAGGCCUAUUUCAAGACUCUCUACAACUGCCUCUCCACCGAACACCUCCCGCAUUACUUCAUCGACAAGUGCAACAUGCUGGAGACCAUACCCGAGCGCUACUUGAGACAGGUUCAGGCAUUAGUAAAGAGCAUGAAAGACAAUCUUCCAAUUUACAUGAUGCACACUAUGCUGCGGAUUCGUACCGAAGAGGAUUUCUACCCGAUGCUCGAUAUACGCGAACUUUACAAGCUUCUCCUCCCCAAGACAUUUAGCAUUGGACAGAUAAAUCCUGCGCUUCUAGGCCUGACCGACGACGAUGCCCUGGACGAGAUGGGAGAAGAAGGCGUGUCUUCGGGAAAAAUUAAAAAGCUUGACGAUGGCGAAGACGUUCUCUACAGCGACUCCGAAGAAGAAAGAGCACAUCAAGACAUGAAGGAGCAACUCCACGCCCUUCGACAGCAGCGGAAGCUCGCCGCUCAGCGCUCCUCCAAGGACGACCAAAGGAAGAAGAGGCGGCGUUCGACAAUAAACCUCAAGGCCAAAAUCCACUGCGUCAAAGACCUCCGCGCCGGCAAGGUCCUCAGCCUGUUCGCCAAGCACUUCAUCGGCAUGGCGCGCGCCUCUAACAAGUACCGGGCGUACCCUCAGGCAUACAUGUACCUGCUGCUAGCGGGCAACAUGGCGACGCUGAUGGAGGAGACCGGUAACGGACAAGAAGCCGAGGUGUUCAACAGAGAGAUCGAGGAGCUGAACGUGGCUUCCAGAGGGGGUGUUAAGGACAUGCUGGGGUCGUCGUGGGGCAUGACCGACACCCACGACCUCAUGCUGGGUAACCCCAAGCUACGUGGCUCCAACUGGGAGCUCAAGAAGGAGCAGCAGCCUCUGCCGUCGCCCCCUAUGAGGGCUUCCCCCGUGUCGGGCCUGAAGCUGACGAAGAAAAAUCUAGGCGGACUGGUGGACAACCUGAACGAACUCCCACAAGCGAACAAGAUGAAAGUAACGGAAAGCAAAAGCAACGACUCUCUGUUCGACGCAAUGCUCCUGACAAGGGAGAGAACCCAGUCGGCGACGAACAACCCCAACCCGCUUCACGACCCUUCAGCCAUCGUCGUGUUCUCCGACGAGGACGAGGAGGAGGCGUCGACGGACCUCUAAAGGCCGCUGCGGGCAUGAGUUCCUCGAGUGCAGUGUGGCAGAAAUGGGAUCCUGUCCUUCCCACUUCAGUAAUAAAGUUGUGCAUAGACAUAUACAUCACAUUUGAGCAUAAUGAUCGAAUGGUACUCUCACGGUGACACAAAAAUCAUAAAUGUAUGUGAUAAGAAAUUACUAGACUAUUACUUACGGUAAAUACAUGUUGUCACUGUUAUAACAACUGUUAUAUUAAAUUCAUGAACUUGGUAUCUACACGAGAUGAUUAAUGAGCUGAACUCCAUUUUAUUUAAUAAAGAAUUAAAAAAAUGUGUAUAUAUUCCCUCUUACUCAAAUAUAGUAUCCAUGUUAAAAUGGCAUCCAUUUUCGUUAGUUUCUGUUUUUUUUUUUACUUUUUCUUUUUUCUAAUACUUAUGAACAUCAUUUCCUCUUUUAUAUAUACUAAUGAACCUUUGUAUCACUUAUUCCCCAUAACUGCUGCUGACAACUAAAUGUUAUGCAUUUGGUUAAUAGGUUUUAAAGAUUCAUUACAAAAAUUACUACUUCCAAAGGCGCACACCAACGGUAGUGAUCAUCGAUGGGUCUUUAAGUUAAUGAUAUAAACUAGUUAUUGAUUUAAUGUAAAAAUAAUGAAUCUGUAAAUACUGUAAAUUAUUAGAAAUAAAAAAAAUCCUAUCCUUGUAA
Penaeus monodon (black tiger shrimp) is the source of this 3613-nucleotide messenger RNA. RefSeq lists its product as uncharacterized. Lineage: Eukaryota; Metazoa; Arthropoda; Malacostraca; Decapoda; Penaeidae. The record is from RefSeq and is a predicted model, not a curated record.